Molecule: messenger RNA, 2820 nt
Organism: Radiomyces spectabilis
Lineage: Eukaryota; Fungi; Mucoromycota; Mucoromycetes; Mucorales; Radiomycetaceae
Exons: 8
Coding region: 1-2820 (939 amino acids)
Molecular function (GO): RNA binding
Source: RefSeq, a predicted model, not a curated record
AUGGACUUUGCAUGGGUAAACGGGACCAAUCCCCGGAAGCCAUUAUCUUACACGUCGGAUAAUGUGACUCCGGCUACGCAAAGUACGGAAGCAACCCAUCGAUUUGCACCCGCUCAGAGUUUACGACGCCAUCGGGCGGAUACCAUGCCGUCGCAACCAUGCUUAAACUACGGCUAUUCCCCGUCUCCUAGUGGAUUGAGCACUGGUGUCCGUCAUCGUUCGGGUUCCGUUACUUUCCCGGCCGAGGUGGGGCUGUUUUCAACACCUGGAACGGACGAAGUGACGAGUCCCAUGGAUGAAAAUGCGUCCAAUACCAUCGCAAGUACCCUCGCGUCUUUAGGUUUGAACGAAGACACCGAUGACCACGGCACUCACGAUACCCCCGCCGUUACCACCGCGGCCACCGCAUCCUAUUUCCCCUCUGACGAACCCACGCGUCAUCGCUCCUACACAUUUGCAGGUCGCAAUCCGCUCGAUCGUCCCGAUCUCAAUCAUUUGUUGGGCUUCAGCCCUUUUUCUCCCCAGACUCGAAGCGCUGUGCAACAUCGACCGCGCGCCAUUAGCGUUGGCAUGGCCGACAAUGCGCAAUUCAUGCCAUUUGAACCCAUCAUGUCCAAGUUGUCACAUCCCGCAGAAACAAGUAGCAUGUUACGCGCAUCGCGUAGUAGCAGCAAUUUGUUCGAUUUAGGAAAGGAGCUUUACCAACCUCGUACCAUGAGCCGUUUACACGAGCAGCUGGACGACUUUGCAGAGCAAACCGUCAAGCCUCAAACCACCGAGGAGUCCCCUUCCUCAUCACCUGCGCAGGUGCCUUCACGCGCUUUAUGGCUUGGCAACGUCAACCCUUCCGUGAGUGUACCGGAUCUUAUAAAGUUGUUCUCCUGUUACGGUCACGUCGAAAGCGCGCGUAUCUUGUCUGACAAGGAAUGCGCAUUUGUCAACUUUCUUACCGUGGAAUCGGCAGUGGCGGCCAAGAAUGAUUUCGAAACACGACUAGGCAGUCGUCUCAACGGCACCGUGGUGCGAGUUGGUUUUGGCAAAGCCGAUGUCAAUGUGGCCAUGGCAUUGACCAAUGAAGCGGGACCUAAUGCGCAAGGUCCUACUCGCGCUCUCUGGAUCGGUAACAUUCCUGCCAAUAUCAGUCCUUUGGCGCUUCGUUCUUUGUUUCAACCUUUUGGAUCGAUUGAAUCGGUGCGAGUCUUGUCUCACAAGAACUGUGGUUUUGUCAACUUUUACAAUCAGGAAGAUGCCGUAAGAGCUCGCAAGGCAUUGCAAAACAAGGAAGUGCUGGGUCCGGGAACGGGCACGGUCCGUAUUGGAUUUGCCAAAGUUCCGACUGCUUCAACAGAGGAUCAAGACGAUGUGUCGGGCAUCUCUCCUUCAUCCAUUACUACGGCGAGUCCUGAUACUUACCAAGCUACACAGUGGGCGACGGCCAUGAUGAUGACCAGUAUGUUGAUGGAUACCCCUGGUCAAUCCCCGUCGGCUUCCGGUUUUCAGCCUACCAACCUUCAUACAGCCAUCGCGUCUGAACGCCUUUACAUCAUGAACCAAUUAGGUUAUGAUGGUCCGGAAAGCGUCAAAGAUCGUGUGCCUCUCGCGUACGCUUCUUCUAUUCCAUUGCUUCCCGAGUUGGGCGCUGAUCGGAAAGUGGAAGUAUUGCGGUUACGUGAAAUAAGAAGGGCGUUGGAUAACAAUCAAGGACUGGAUCGUGUCGAGGACAUUGCGGCAGAAUGCAUGGAUGAUAUCAUCGAGCUGUGCAGUGAUUAUAUUGGCAAUACCGUGGUACAAAAGUUGUUUGAAUUCUGCAGCGAAUCCACAAAGGAAACCAUGCUGAAAAAGAUUGCUCCUUUCCUCGCUGCCAUUGGUAUCCACAAAAAUGGUACAUGGGCUGCCCAAAAAAUCAUUGACUAUGCCAAUACUUCAGUUCAGGCUGAUUUGGUCUGUACGCACGUCGCGCCCUACGUGCCAUUACUGUUGUUGGACCAAUUUGGCAACUAUGUUGUGCAGUGCUGCUUACAGAUGGACCACAAGCGAAAUCAGUACAUUUUUGAUGCCAUCGUGGAUAAAUGCUGGGAAAUUGGACAAGGGCGCUUUGGUGCACGUGCUGUCCGCGCUAUUCUUGAGAACACAGCCGUACUCAAGGAACAGAAGAUAUAUGUUGCGGCUGCUAUUGUACAAAAUGCUGUUCUUUUAGCGACCAACGCAAACGGUUCGCUCUUGUUGACGUGGCUUUUGGAUGUGUCGGAACUGUCUGGCCGUUUCCGUGUUUUAUGCCCCCGCUUGUUACCCUAUUUGAGCAAAUUGGCGAUUCACAAGUUUGGAUCCAUGGUGAUCUACAAAAUCAUUCAGCAAAAUGAAGAACCAGACGCAAGCAACCUGUUACAAAACGCGAUCUUCAAUGAUCCUGGUGUCUUGGAUGACAUAUUAAAAGACCAGGUUUACGGUGUAUCCCUGAUUCAGAGAAUAUUGACCGUGGCGGACGAUCGAUCCAAACUGGCAUCCAAGGUGAUGGAAUCAUUGACCCGUCUCAAGGUGGAGCACCAUUCCGGUUACAAAAAGCUGCUGGAUGAGUUGGACACUGUGCACGCGUCAUCAAACGAAGCAAAAGACUCUGAGUCGACCGACGAGACGCCAUGGCUUCAAAAUCCCCAAACGGUGGCCAUGAUGGCCAAUAUGUACGCUGCGGCCAUGACAGCGGCUGCGGCUGCGAAUAUCCAACAACCUUCCGGCGUCACUCCUGAUUUGUCUCAGCUGGAGCAGCUCAUGAAAAACUUGAUAAACACCAAGAAAGAUAACCAGGAACCGGAAAAGAAAUAA